Molecule: messenger RNA, 1866 nt
Organism: Symbiodinium sp. CCMP2456
Lineage: Eukaryota; Dinophyceae; Suessiales; Symbiodiniaceae
Source: the annotation of a GenBank genome assembly
AUGACAUGCUGCGCCCCACUGUAUGCCACGUACUGCUUCGCGUUCUUGUGGACUGCGAGAGACACUCGAGGAUCUGAAAGCUUUAAAAGGCCGGGCCAGCGCAAAGACAAAGACAAAAAGAGGCCUGGGCCAGGCGGCUUCGCCGCCCUGUUUUGCUUUUCAGGGCAGCUCACCGAGCUCUUCCCCAGCCUCGAUGAGAAGAUGCUGGAUGAGAUCUUGCCGGAGGGUCAAGCCAAGGCCACGAGACUCAAGAAGGUUCUCUUUCCCGCCAGUAUCUGGCACGGCCAAUGGGCCAAGGUUGUGAAGCUGGACAACCGCUGCUUGCUGUAUUCCUGCGGCGACGCAGCUCCGGCCUUCUUUGAUGCGGAGGGUCGAGGUUCUACCCGACGCUGCACACGCUCUGGCAAUUCCCGUGCUCCCAGCUUGAAUCUGUCUCUCUUUGUUGUCUUCGACUUUGACGGCAGGUCGAAAUUCGUGUUGAACGGUGCUGACCUGAUGCUGCCCGGCGUUCUGGUGCCUGCAAAUGGCGUCGCUGGUUUCGGAACUGUGACGAAGGGCCAGCCACGGUGCAUCAAGAUUGAUGGCAACCCGUAUCCUAUCGCUGUUGGGCGAAUGGUGGUGAACCAAACACAGAUGGAGAAGCGGGGUCCUCAGACAGUUGAAAGGAAAAGGCAUGGAGGUGAUGCACGUGUACAGAGACGCCUUGUGGGCGCAGUGCGGCAAGGUGAAACCCAAUGCCGGUUUCUCAGAAGAGGAGGAGGUAGCUCCGUGUGCAGACAGCAAUUGGAAGCCUGGCGCGGCGAGCGCAGAGGCCAAUGGCACGGCGGAGCCUGCGUCGGAGGCUCCGGCCGCAGCGUCCUCAGCGACGGCAGCACCAGGAGGCGGCAAAGCUGCAGGACUCCCAGAAACGGACGGAACGAGAGGCAAGAUGACCUCUUGGACUUCACCUUUCUGCAAGCCUUCAAACAAGGGCUCGCAGAUGACAAGGCCCUGCCGAUAGAAGCUUCUGAGCUCUACGAGAAGCACAUGAAGCCAGCGAGGCCUGAGGGAACCACCUUGGAUGUUAAAAAGUCGUCUCACAAGCAGAUCGGCAAAUUCUUGAAUGCCAUGCGUAAAUCCAAAGCUAUCGACGUCACCGAGAAGAAGGGUGUCAUCCAUGUAUCAAAAGUUGACCGCAAGCACAAGGUGUUUGUUAGUCUCGAAGAAAAAUUCGCAGAACAGGUGGCUGCUACCCCCGUGGCCGCCGUGGCUGCGGCUGUGACUCCGGCAGGUUUGCCGCCGCCCAAAGUGACGGCGAUGUGGAAGCCCUCGCAUUACCUAGAGCCGAUCUGGAAGGCCAUGGGCAAGAAAAAAGACGAGCUGUACACUUGGGAUGAGGCAAGAGCCAUAGUGUUCAGCUACAUAGAGCAGGAGGGUCUUGGCAAGCCCGAUGGGCCGAUCAAGAUGAGCGAUGGCCUCCUGACGGCGCUCUGGAAGACGGCCGGUGGGCAGAAGAAGGACCAAGAAUGGCCCACAGAGGUCGAUGCGGAGCAGGUCGAGGAGAAGCUCGAAGACCGGCUGCAGCAGCUCGGAGAACAAGAGGAUCGGAGCCUACCGAGGCAUGCUGCCAUCGACGUGGCUGGUGUCGGCGUGACGACCCGCAAGGGUGCACCGGUGAACAUCGCCAUCUCUCUGCGGGAGCCUUACAGGGCCUUGGGGGACGAGCUGAAGAAGAAGCUGAAUUGUACAGUUUACAUCGAAGACAUGCCUGGCAAGAACGCCGUGAAAGAGAAGAUGCUGCAACUGCAGGGUCACGUCGACCAGGAAUUCGCGCAGUUUUUGGAACAGAGGUAUGGGAUUACAAAGAAGUUCUUAGAGGUGAAGUGA